CCAUAAAGGCGUCUAAUAAUAAAAAAAAGAAAAAAAAAGAUAUUUGCAUUAUCUUUUCCAGUCAGAAAGAAUUUUGAUAUAAUUAUAUAGUAAUGGCUCUUAGUAAUGAUAAAGUUUCUGGUAAUAUUGAAUUAUUUGAAAGAAGUAGUACUAAAGAAUUUGGAGGAAAUGACUCUAAGGAAUUCAAAGAAAGUGGCUUUAAAGAAUUUGAAAAAAGUACUACCAAGGAAUUUAAAGCUCGUAAGUUAAUAGGUUAUCUUAUAAUCGAAUAAUAAUGGAAUUACUUAUCAUUUUUAUUACAUUCCAUGUAAUUAAAUAAUUCAUUUAAUGAUUAAAAUACUAUAGUCAGUAAGUUAUUAGUUAUUUAAACUUUUAAUUCUUUAUUUUGUUUAUUUUACAUAAUAUUCAAUAACUAAAUUCUUUUUUUAAUUAACUAUUUAAUAAUUAAUUGUAUUACAGA
Molecule: messenger RNA, 460 nt
Organism: Rhizophagus irregularis DAOM 181602=DAOM 197198
Lineage: Eukaryota; Fungi; Glomeromycota; Glomeromycetes; Glomerales; Glomeraceae
Source: RefSeq, a predicted model, not a curated record